AUGAGUGUACCUGCAGCAACGGCACAGAACUCAGACGGCAACAACAGUGAAAUGCAAUCGGCUGCAGUAUCUCCCUCCUUCCUCCCCAGCCAGUCGGGGAAGAUACCGGGCAGGAAGAGAGGGAGACCCCCACUCCGCAAUGUCGCCAAGAUGGAUUUUCCAAAUCGUUACCCCGAGUCGCUCCCUCCCCUCAAAGUGCCAAAGAAGAGGGGGAGAAAGCCGGGCUUCAAGCUCAAACCCAGGAUGGUGAUGACACCGUUGGCGAUCUCUCCGCCCAGCAGCACCCCUGAGCCCGAUAUGAGCUCCAUUCCUCAGGAUGCCGCCACCAUCCCCCACUCUGCCACGCCCCAGGUGCUUACAGUCUGUAUCUACAUCAACAAGCAGGCCAACACGGGCCCCAACCUGGACAGGAAGAAGAUCCAGCAGCUCCCUGAUCACUUCGGACCCGACAGGCCGUCGGUGGUGCUGCAGCAGGCCGUCCAAGGCUGCAUCGACAGCGCCUUCCAGCAGAAAACGGUGUUCACUCUCCUCACGCAAGGCUACGGGGGAGAAAAAAUAUCAGCCACAUUCGAUGGGAAGCAGCACCUUCUCAGCCUCCCCGUGGUGAACAGCAUCGACUAUGUGCUCCGCUUUCUGAAGAAGCUCUGCCGCAGCUUGCACUGUGAAAACCUCUUCAGCGAUCAGCCCAUUACCCAACACAGCGGUGGCUCCUACCAUUCAGAUGCUGAAACGUCUAUGGCCGAGGACUACCAUUUAGACCAGUCCGACGGCAAGCGCUACUCCAUGGACCCAGGCGAUUCUGCUUUCGGCUCCAUAAGCUCGUCCUACUCGCCAAAGUCCUACGGGUUUCGUUCGUCACAGCAGUUCACGAACGGCUCGGCCUCCAUGAACAUGUGCAGACAGUCGUCCACCAGCCCGAGCACAUUCCCAGAGAGCAACAGGACGGGAGGUUACAGUGCAGCUUCAGAGUCCCAGGACUCCAAACCUCCACCCAAUAAGGACCCAACCACCUGGUCUGUGGACGAUGUUGUCUGGUUCAUCAGGGAUGCGGACCCCCAGGCUCUCGGCCCCCAUUCAGACGUCUUUAGGAAACAUGAGAUCGACGGAAACGCUUUGUUACUCCUGAAGAGCGACAUGAUCAUGAAGUACCUCGGACUGAAGCUGGGGCCGGCCUUGAAGCUUUGCUACCACAUCGACAAACUAAAGCAGACUAAGUUCUGA
Cyclopterus lumpus (lumpfish) is the source of this 1221-nucleotide messenger RNA. RefSeq names its product sex comb on midleg-like protein 4. Lineage: Eukaryota; Metazoa; Chordata; Actinopteri; Perciformes; Cyclopteridae. The transcript is spliced from 7 exons. Gene Ontology annotation, molecular function: protein binding. The record is from RefSeq and is a predicted model, not a curated record. The coding region runs from base 1 to 1221 and encodes 406 amino acids.